Messenger RNA from Erythranthe guttata (spotted monkey flower), 2030 nucleotides. The record is from RefSeq and is a predicted model, not a curated record. Lineage: Eukaryota; Viridiplantae; Streptophyta; Magnoliopsida; Lamiales; Phrymaceae.
UCGUGUAUUUAUUACCAAGAAGAGAAAGAAAAAAAGUCUGUUCUUUUCCACUUGAUUACGUCAGCACACAUCACAUCAAGCUCCAAACUCCAAUGUCCGUACAUCCCGACCAACUACUGUGUGUUUUAUUCCCGUUCUUCACGCCAAACCAAAGAACAAUCAAACCCCAUCGCACAAUUUGAUUCGUUUGCCUUGUUCAAUUGAGUAAGAACUAAGAAAAGGAAGGAAGGAGAAAAAGGACUGAAAGUCUGAAACAGUCGCCGUCAAUUCACACCGCACCUGAGUCCAACUGCUGUGAAGUUGGUGAUGAAUUUCAUGAUUUAACGAUGAAAUGGACGGAACGAAAAGCUUAAUCAGCCGAUGUUUUCUUUCUCCGACGUUGUUGUUUGUAGCUGCAACUACUCGCCGUUGACACGUCGGACUCGUUCCGAUCACCACGCGCCGCCGUCAACCAUGAUCGCCGUUUUUCUCAGCACAUUUCAAGAAUCUCAGACCCGGGUUUUUCUCUUCUAGCUAAUGGAAUCCUCCACUUCUCGUCCUGCUGUAGUCAUCGACAAUGGCACUGGGUACACGAAACUGGGUUUUGCCGGAAACGUAGAGCCCUGUUUUACAGUUCCGACAGUAGUUGCAGUAAACGAGUCGUUCGUCAACCAGGCCCGGCCCGGUUCAACAAAGGGCAGCAAUUGGCUGGUGCAGCAUAGCGCAGGGGUGAUGGCCGAUCUCGAUUACCACAUAGGCGAAGAGGCGGUCGCCAGAUCUAAAUCCAGCACCACUUACAGUUUGAGUUAUCCCAUGAAACACGGUCAGGUUGAUAAUUGGGAUUCGAUGGAGAGGUUCUGGCAGCAGUGUAUAUUUAACUAUCUACGCUGCGAUCCAGAAGAUCACUACUUCCUGUUGACCGAGAGCUCGUUGACUGCGCCGGAGAGUCGCGAGUACACCGGAGAGAUCAUGUUCGAGACCUUUAAUGUUCCGGGACUUUAUAUAGCUGUGCAGCCUGUUCUUGCAUUGGCUGCUGGAUAUACCACAUCCAAGUGUGAAAUGACAGGAGUUGUAGUGGACAUCGGAGACGGGGCUACUCAUGUUGUCCCUGUUGCAGAUGGUUAUGUUAUCGGGAGCAGCAUUAAGUCGAUUCCGAUUGCAGGGAAAGACGUCACUCGGUUCAUCCAACACCUCAUGAAAGAAAGAGGAGAGCAUGUUCCACCCGACGACUCCUUCGAGGUUGCGCGUAAAGUGAAGGAAAUGUAUUGCUACACUUGUUCCGAUAUUGUCAAGGAGUUCAAUAAGCACGACAAAGAGCCAGCAAAAUACGUUAAGCAGUGGAGAGGUACUAAGCCGAAAACCGGGGCUCCUUAUUCUUGUGAUAUAGGCUAUGAACGGUUCCUUGGCCCCGAGAUAUUCUUCAACCCUGAAAUUUACAGUGACGAUUUUACGACGCCUCUGCCUGAUGUGAUUGACAAAUGUAUUCAGUCCGCUCCAAUAGAUACACGAAGAUCGUUGUAUAAGAAUAUCGUAUUAUCCGGAGGGUCAACCAUGUUCAAAGACUUCCACAGAAGGCUGCAAAGGGAUGUGAAAAAGAUUGUCGAUGCUCGAGUUCUUGCCUCUAAUACUAAGCUUGGUGGAGAAUUAAAGGCACAACCUGUUGAAGUAAAUGUCGUAAGCCAUCCUAUCCAGAAAUGUGCAGUUUGGUUUGGAGGCUCUGUACUUGCAUCCACCCCCGAGUUUUUCACAGCUUGUCAUACGAAAGCAGAGUACGAGGAAUAUGGAGCGAGCAUAUGCCGCACGAACCCAGUUUUUAAAGGAAUGUAUUAAUUAGUCGAUCGAUCAAAUUGUUAGUUAUACGGAGGCAGUUUCUUUCCAGGCGUAAAAAAACGGAGAUUCUUAUAUUCUUUCAGACAUUCGGUAGAGUUCAGCUCAGGUUUUCGACAAUGCUAAGGGCGGCUGUUUCGCAUGUUCAGUAAUCGUAAGGUCUGUUUUUAUCUCUCUAAUUGAUCAAAUAAUUUGAUUUAUCAUAAUGUUUUAUAUUUGUAGUA